CUUGAUAUAGCCCAGCCAACAUUCAUCCCUGCUUUACAGUUUUGCUUUGCAAUGGCAAUGCUGCUCUUCUUAGUGAUGCUGCAACUCUUCCCAGUGAACUGUCUGGACUUCAUUCAGGGGCGCAUUGUCGGUGGAUACACCCCAUCGCCGAAUUCAAUCAAAUACAUUGUAUCGAUACAAAGCUCCAAAGGGGUGCAUUUCUGCGGUGGAUGUCUGGUCCAUAAAUACUGGGUGCUCACAGCUGCUCAUUGCAAUGGGGUGGUUGACAUGAUGGUGGUGGCUGGAGAUUUUACUCUGGGUACUUAUGAGGGAACCGAGCAGUUGUCCAAAGCUCAGUCUCUGAUUCCACAUCCACUGUACAACAGGAGCACUAAUAAUGCAGACAUCAUGCUCAUAAAGCUUAGUGUGCCCAUAGAGGUGAACAGGUACGUGUCCCUCGCCCUGCUUCCCAAACAGAACGCAGGGUUGCUGGCGGGCAGGAUGUGCCGGGUGUCUGGGUGGGGCUCCACCAGCCACAGUGGAGGUCAAAAUCCCCUUACUCUCCAUACAGUCAAAGUCCCCAUCGUCUCUACUGCCAAGUGCAAUGGCAGUGAAUCUUUUAAUGGAAACAUCACAGCCAAUAUGAUCUGUGCAGGGACCAGCAAAGGGGGAAAAGAUGCAUGUAAGGGGGAUUCUGGUGGCCCUUUGGUGUGUGAGGGACGGGUCUAUGGUCUCGUCUCUUGGGGAAAUGGCUGUGGAGAUCCCAAAUUUCCAGGAGUGUACACAGCCGUUUCCAGGUUCCGCAAAUGGAUUGACCAAACCAUAUACAGCCCGUACUUAAAAUGCAUGAAGCCAUGAGAUCAAACUUUACUGUACUUAGCGAACAGGACAAUUUAGAUUUAAGCACAUUGAACUACAUGAUAAAAUGCUUUUCAAAUACAUUUUUAUUUCUUACAAUUGUUUAAUAUAGAACAGGCUAAUGCAUACGUAUCCUCAACGUUAAAAUUUCAGUCAAGCCGACUGUCAAUAUGUAAUGUUUAGAUUGUCUAUUAAGCAAUAAUAAUAAUACUAAAGUCAAGCUCACCAAACCUGAACAUGCAGUGAAAUGGAUGUGAAUGUAGUGUAACCUCGGCUGAUUA
Paramisgurnus dabryanus is the source of this 1118-nucleotide messenger RNA. RefSeq names its product trypsin. Lineage: Eukaryota; Metazoa; Chordata; Actinopteri; Cypriniformes; Cobitidae. The record is from RefSeq and is a predicted model, not a curated record. Gene Ontology annotation, biological process: proteolysis. Gene Ontology annotation, molecular function: serine-type endopeptidase activity.